CAGCAUUACGAAAAAGGCGGUAUGAAGAACAAAAUUCUGAAAGUUAAUAUAAUCGAGGAAAGCAAUGAAAAUGAUAUAGUACUUGUGGAAGCUGGAAAUGAAAAUGUAGUAUUUCCGUUGGAAAAAAAUUGUUUGCAAACUGAGUGUAAAAAGCGACGAGGCACUAAAAGUAUCAUAACACCACGAUUGUUAGCAGCAUUAAACAAUGCCAAAGUGUCAGAUGGUAUGGCCGUACAUAUUUUAGUAGCCGCUGCUGAAGCUUUGGGUCAUUGUGUGGAAGAACUUGUUAUUAAUCGAUCAACAAGUCGUCGUAUGCGUCAACAAAAUCGGUCUGCAGAAUUCAAAGAUAUUUCUACUGAAUUUAAAGAAAAGGCCAAUGCAAAUGGAGCACUAGUUGCUCAUUUUGUUGGGAAGUUCAUGACAGAUAUAAAAGGUCGUAGUAAAGUGGAAAGAAUUGCUGUUUUAAUUAGCUACGAUAAAACAUCGGAAUUUCUUGGAGCACCAAAGAUACAGUCGUCGACUGGUGCAAAUAUUUCUGAAACUGUUUAUCAGAGAUUAGUCGAUUGGAACAUUGUUGAACUUGUUAAAGGCAUAUCUUAUGAUACAACUGCUGUCAAUACUGGUGUUAAAAAUGGAGCCGCAGUCCUUUUGGAAAAAAAAACUGCAACGCAAUCUCACGCACCUACCAUGCCGUCAUCAUAUGUACGAAAUUAUUUUGCGCAACGUUUUUGAAUCAAAGAUGAUGUCAAACUCAGCUCCAGAAAUACUCUUGUUUGAACGAUUUGUGAA
Bactrocera latifrons is the source of this 789-nucleotide messenger RNA. RefSeq lists its product as uncharacterized. NCBI's taxonomy places the organism in Eukaryota, Metazoa, Arthropoda, Insecta, Diptera, Tephritidae. The record is from RefSeq and is a predicted model, not a curated record. The coding region runs from base 22 to 732 and encodes 236 amino acids. The transcript is spliced from 2 exons.